UGCUUACCUAUGCUUUCACUGUGCUUUAUUACACUUUGCUAGGCUUUUUCUAUGGGACACUUCUAUAAUGGUCAGUGUGUUUCUUGUGCAGCAUCUUUUAAUUAUCACAUUUGUUUUACACCCAAGGGAGACCUGCUAUCAAAGUUUGAGAAGCCCUGCUUUACUCUCGGAUCCUGUACAGAUCAGAAGAGGGCUGUGGAUUAACCGAUUUCAGCUUCUAACCAGCUUAUACCUAAAUGUAACAAGCAAACAGGAACCCUUAACAGUCAUUUCUUUACACUGAAGAUUUCCUCUGGCAGUAGAAUGCAGCUGCUCAGCAGAUCGGUCGGAGUGAACAAUGCAAGUGAAAACUGCACAGUGGAGAACAUUGUGCAGCUGCCAACCACUACUGAAAAAGACUGCCCCUUGCUCUUCUAUUUAUUUCCACAAGCUAUGCCCAUAAUUUACUUCAUCCUUUGCUGUUUUGGCCUGCUAGCCAAUAUCUUUGAAGUAACCGUUUUUCUGAAAAACAUAACAUCCUGGAAAUCUUCUGGUGUUGUGAUAAUCAAUUUAGUCCUAGCAGACAUGAUAACCUUAUUUUCUUUUGUACCAUACGCGGUGUAUUUGAAUUUGAACUACAGCUGGACCAUGGGCAAGCUGAUGUGUCAGAUUACAUUAUUCAGCAUGGUGCUUGGAACCACAGCAAACACAACAUUUAUUUGUGCAAUAAGUUUAGAACGCUUUUUUGCAAUUGUGUUUCCAAUUAGGUUUUGCCAUCUUUGCACGGUAAAGAAUGCAUGUAUCUUCUCUGUGUUUCUCUGGAUCAUAGCAUCAGUCACACCUCUCGCUGUCUUAUCAAAUGUCCAGUACAAAACGCACAGAGGAAAAGACUAUUACUGUGGUAUGUUGUAUAACUUAGAGUCCGGCUUAUCUUUAUUUAUCUUCUCCAGUUUAGUUUUUAUUUUAUUUAAUGUACUUGUUCCUCUGAUUAUCAUUGUUGUGUCUUAUAUCCAGAUAUGUAAAACUCUACAGCAGUUCUAUAAGAGAAAGCGAGCACCAGGGAACAAAGAGAAAACAAUGAAACUCAUAUCAUCUGUGAUUGCUGUUUAUCUAAUCUGCUGGUUCCCUGCACAGGUGAUGAAUACACUGACUUCUAGCAUUUAUCAGAUGUUUAGAACUUGCAAAAACGUGUGUAUUCUUACACAAGUAACCAAUAGCUGCAAUGAAUUAGUGAAUUUCCUUUCUAUCCUGAAUGCUUGCAUAGAUCCUGUGAUGUAUCGACUUAAUCAUGGCUUCCCGUGCUGUUUGAAGCUGAAAAACAGAGCUGUCAGUUGUGGCUGCUGUCCACGUGCUUCCCAUCACCAGCAGCCACCUCCACUGAACUGAUCGCUUUUCACAAAAAAUCUUGAUCUACGAGGGACUGCGUAGUAACUAGACGCUCGGACUCUGCCCGUUCAGCCACGCUGCUCUUUCACUAUGCAACUCUAGUGAACGCUGCCACUGCUGCCUGGUUAAGAUCUGCCUCUUUUCUCUUGCUUUCAGUACUGAGUUGGCUCCGA
This is a messenger RNA of Acipenser ruthenus (sterlet), 1538 nucleotides long. RefSeq names its product type-1 angiotensin II receptor B-like. Gene Ontology annotation, biological process: phospholipase C-activating G protein-coupled receptor signaling pathway; positive regulation of Rho protein signal transduction. Gene Ontology annotation, molecular function: G protein-coupled receptor activity. The record is from RefSeq and is a predicted model, not a curated record. The transcript is spliced from 2 exons. NCBI's taxonomy places the organism in Eukaryota, Metazoa, Chordata, Actinopteri, Acipenseriformes, Acipenseridae. Bases 304 to 1365 code for a protein of 353 amino acids. Gene Ontology annotation, cellular component: membrane.